Molecule: messenger RNA, 1395 nt
Organism: Leucoraja erinaceus (little skate)
Lineage: Eukaryota; Metazoa; Chordata; Chondrichthyes; Rajiformes; Rajidae
Product: fibrinogen-like protein 1-like protein
Exons: 4
Coding region: 191-874 (227 amino acids)
Source: RefSeq, a predicted model, not a curated record
CCGUUUGACUGCUGAUAGCAAGAACAUCAAAGCCUCCAUGAGAUGUCACUCAAAAUCAACAUAAAUUACCAACCUCUUCAAGAUAUAACACACUUUCCAAUUUUGGUGGCUGGAGUCUUUGCAGAGAGAUUUCCAGAAACAAAGACAGAAGCAAUCAUUGUAAAAGCUAGAACUACAACUCGAUAGAAAAAUGGAGCAAGGAAACUACUUCUGCAUACAUCUCUUACUCUUACUUAUAGUGGUGGGCACUGAAUCGGCAAAAAUUCCACGUGACUGCACAGAGGUCAUUUCUCAAAACCGAAGAGCUGUUACGGGGCUUUAUGCCAUUCAGCCCACAGGAUCCCCUCUUCUUGUGGUCAACUGUAUCAUGAAAGGCAAAAGUGGCUGGACUGUGAUUCAAAGCAACAGCAGGGCUAGCAAAAUCAUCUGGACAGUUGGUUGGAUCAUUUACAAAUACGGCUUUGGUGAUGUGUUGACCGAUCAUUGGCUGGGUAAUGAGUACAUCUAUUUAAUGACAAAGCAGAAGGCAUAUAAGCUGAGAAUAGAAUUCAUAGACAAACGCAGACAUACCUUUUAUGCAGAAUAUGACACUUUUCAAAUUGACUCUGAGAGUGGUCGCUACACUAUCAGACUUGGUCCAUUCCGAGGAAAUGUUGCUGACCGUAUGACCGAGGCACGAGCUGGUCACAUAAUUGAUAAACAGAAAUUUAGUACACAGGAUUGUGAUUAUGAUAACGCUAGGGGUAAUUGUGCAACUAGUCAUGGAGGAUGGUGGUAUGAUAACUGUGGACUAUCAAGACUUAACGACAAGUACCCAUAUUGGUAUGGAAUAACUGUCCAGACUGUCAAGAUGAUGAUACUACCAAAAUAUUAACUGGGGUUUUGUAGCAAAAUCAUUGCUUGCAAUUAUGAUUUGUUUAACAAUCAGACUAAUAUCUCCACAUUAGGGAAAAUAAUUGCUAUCAUUACAUAAUCCCAAUAAACCCAAGCCAUUUGAUUCCAUUUUAGUACAAUGUUUCUAUACAAGUAAUCUGUUAGAGAACCUUAGAUAAGCAGCAGUCCAUGAAUUUUCCACUGCUACUUUCCUCAUUCAAAUCCAUCUAUCAUUGCAAUAAUAAUAGUAAUAAAUCUUCUCAGUGUACUACAUAUUUCUGCAGUGUUCAUGCAUUAUUAAUCUUCCACAAUUGAUCUUCUGUAAGCGACUCUAAGAAAUUGUGUAAUAAAGGUAUUUGUGAAUCCUUUUUGAAAAUCCAAGAUAUAAUGUAAGUUGGUGUAAUUUUUUCUUUUGAACUUUUUCAUGGUUUUCUGCAGAUUUGCUGCAUAUAUUCAUCAGAACUCUUACAUGUAAAAUUGAUUACUGUGAUCUUACUCAAUAAAUUAGCUUUAGCUGAAGAA